GGCAGUGUCCGGGAGCCUGCCUCCAAGCGCCGGCAGCCUCGACCGCGUGGAUCUAAACGUGGCAGGACGGGGCUGCGGAAGCACCGGCGCCCGCUGGAAGACACCUGCAGGCACUGAGGUCCCGUCCAGCUGGAGGCAGGGGAGAAUCCGCUGCGAGAGAGAGCCGAGCACUUGCAGAGCCUUUGGCACCUGAGCCCUGGAUUUGGCAGCAGCUAGAGGAAGCGGUUGUGGGGCAAGGAAACAUUUCAGUGUGAGCUGGCCGGUUGUUCGCCAUGAAUGGGGCUGUCCUCCUUUUCCUGGGGCUGGGGCUGUUGGAGGCCGAAGGCAGGUGUUUCUUAAAUCGCACUCAGAAGCACUGUGUGUGCUACAACCUGUCUGAGGAAAGCGUAGGCAGCAUCAUCCAGUGCUUCCCAGCCUCUGUUGUGGAGUUCCGGGGCGGAGAGCUGGAGAGAUACAUAGCCUUCCCCAUCACUGACCUGGACACCUCCACCACUGAAAUGCUGGGCUCCCUUGUCAUCAGGAAAAUAAUUUUUGGUGAUCUCCUGGUGCCUGAGAUACUCCUCGCCCGAGUCCUGAGGUUCUUCUCCUACACCCAGGUGCAGGAGCUGGCGUUUGAGAGCUGCGUUUUUGAGGGGAGAGGCAACUGGGAUGAAAUGGCUGACCAGAACUUGCCCAUAUUGUCUCUGCACUUCCACAACGUGACAUCCGCCCCACUGACGGGCCGCGAACAGGACUUGUCUAGUCUGAGCAGCUGGCUGGAGACCCUGCAGGAGCUGGCUGUCACUGGCUCCCAUGUCACCAGCCUGCCCUGUGGCAUCGGAAGGGUGUUCAGAGCUCUGCGCUCCCUGGACAUGGCACAAAACAGCCUUGGGGAUGAGAGCUUGAUGCCCACCUUCUGCAAGGGGGCUUUCCCUCAGCUCCAGGUACUGAGCCUGCAGCGCAACAACCUGACGUCCUACCACAGCGUGUGUGAAAGCAUGCAGCUGCUGCCUGAGCUCCAGCAUCUAGAUCUCAGCCAGAACAAGUUCAUGGCAGACCCAUCUUCCUCCUGCCAGUUCCCAGUGUCCCUCCAAAUCUUGAAUUUGUCCAACACUGGCUUGGAUGAAGUCCUCACACCUCUGCCUCCCCAUCUAGAAGUGUUGGACCUGAGCUGCAACCACCUCCAUGCUGUAGACAUCUCCCUCAGCUCCCUGAAGAAGCUCUUCCUGAGCCAAAACGUGCUGCAGGCUGCCCCCUCCAUCAGGAAUUACCCCAUGCUGGACACCCUCCACCUAGACAACAACUUGAUUACAGAGCUGCCAGGGGAUGAGGUGAAGCUCCUGGGGCACUUGCAGGAUGUGGCUGCGGCAGGCAACCCCUACAACUGCUCGUGCUCUGGGGCUGGGGGGCUCCAGGCGCUGGCGGGCACGGGGCACCUUGGGCAGGGCUGGCCCCGGGACUACGUGUGUCACUCCCCUCCUCGGUACCAGGGCAGGCUGGUGAAGGAGGUGCCGGUCUCAGUGCUGCAGUGUAACAGUGCUGCCGUGAUUGCCCCUCUCUGCAUCGCCCUCGCCUCCCUCGGCGUGGCCGGGGCCAUCUGCCUGGUCAGAUCCAGGCCUGGGCUCAUCCGGCCCUGCCACAGGGUGUGAAGGAGGCAGGUGACCGUUCCCACCAGUGCUUCUCUGCAGGGGCUCAGCCCCUGGGGCUACAAGGCCAGGAGCUCUGUGGGAAUACUCACAGGACCCCCAAGUGCUGGUGAGGGGCUCUCUCUUUCUCUCCAGUCCAGGCUCCCCUGUGGGGCAGGACUGUCCCCAGCAUCACCUCACAGUGGCUGUGGUUUUGCCCAUCCAAGUUUUGGGGAAACCCCCAAGAAAAUCCCCUUGCCAAGCUCUGUCCCAGAGCUGCACCCUCCCAGAGGAGUUUUCCUGAUUGCCAACUCUAACCCCCCAAGCCCCAGCAUGCAGCCAUUCCCCCCUGUGAUGCCAUCUGCCCUGAACAAGAGUUCAGCUCCAUCACAUUUGCGGCACUGCAGGCAGCUCUCGGAUGCUCCAAGUGUCACCGGGGUCUGAUGGUGCUCCCCCCGCCUUGUAGCCCUGUGUCCCCCAGCCCAGCCACCCUUGCAGCCUCUGCGGCCCCUCUGCUGAUCCUCCACUUCUCCUCACCCAGGGAUAUGGCUGGGCCAUGCCUGUGAGGAUGUCUGCUUAACUGCUAUUCAGCAUAAGAGAAAAACCACAAAAGACAGGAAAAGGAAUAAAUGAAACACCCCUAUACAGAAAUGCUAACGGGUGGGAGGUAACAGGGACAGUAACCAAGACCCCAGCUCUCAAGGCACUGGUGGAUGAACUCCUCAAGUGUGAUCUUGAAGAGGUUCAACCAGAAACUUUUUAACUGCUAAGAAGAAAACUGAUUUAUUCUGGGUUCUGGGUUAUUCAGAAAAUGUCCCAUAGGAAAGAGAAAAUUGAAUGUGGGAUGCUGAGGGAGAUCAGAGGGGAAUGCAAAACUUGCUGGGGAAUGCUUGGGGGAAGGAUCAACGGGAGGAUCACGGUGGGUGGGUGGGGAAGGAACAAGCAUGGGAAAUUGGGGACGGGGAAGAAGGGGGCUGGUUGUAGGUAGGCAGCGCUCACCCGGCCAAGCCCUGCGCUUCAUCCCCAUGGUCUGUCCUGCCUUCUCAUUAAAAUCCAUUCCUGGGUA
Molecule: messenger RNA, 2670 nt
Organism: Tyto alba (common barn owl)
Lineage: Eukaryota; Metazoa; Chordata; Aves; Strigiformes; Tytonidae
Gene: CD14
Product: CD14 molecule
Exons: 2
Coding region: 273-1628 (451 amino acids)
Biological process (GO): inflammatory response; lipopolysaccharide-mediated signaling pathway; positive regulation of type II interferon production
Cellular component (GO): lipopolysaccharide receptor complex; membrane raft; external side of plasma membrane
Molecular function (GO): protein binding; lipopolysaccharide binding
Source: RefSeq, a predicted model, not a curated record